AUGAAACAUUUGCAAGAGGUCUUCGGUGUGUUAAGUGAACACCAAUUCAUGCUAAAUCUCGACAAAUGUUCACUAGCUAAACAAGCAAUCGAUUUUUUGAGUCACACCAUCACGGAAGAUUCAAUUAUUCCAUCCAGAGAGAGAAUACAAGCCAUCAUUGCCAUUCCCCAACCAGAAACAUUAGCUCAAGCGAACAAAUUUAUCGGAAAAAUAGGAUGGUACAGAAAAUUCAUGCUAAAGUUUGCUAAAAUUGCUGCCCCUAUUCACAAAGUCACAAACAAGAUAAAGAGGAAGAAACACGAGUUCUAUUGGCAUGAUGCACAAGUUCAAGCGGCGAACAAAUUGAAACAACUGUUGACAGAAGAACCAUUACUACUGAGAUAUCCACAUCCAACGGCACCAUUCAUUCUGGCUACGGAUGUGUCCGAGUACGCCAUUGGUGCUGGAUUAAAACAAAUUUUUGAUGGAAAAACUCACUACAACUAUUUUCUGUCGCGGUUGCUGACAACGACCGAGAGAAAUUACAAGACAAUUGAACGUGAAGCAUUAGCUAUCUUCUGGUGCAUGAAGAAAUUGGAACAAUAUUUGGGUGGACGAGAUGUUAUCAUUCAUACCGAUCACAAACCAUUGGCGCAAUUUCAUAAGAAAAACAAAUUCAACAGCAAACGUAUCGAUGAAUGGCUAGUGAAACGUCAAGACAUGCUUCCACAAAUGGUCGAUGUAACAUACAAGAAGGGAAGCACACAUGGCGAUGCUGAUGGAAUGUCAAGACCGGAAAUUCACCCACACCAACACUAUUUGAAUACCAUUACAAGAUCAAUGACAACUACGGCCGUUCACAAACCUGUCAUUAAUCACGACAGUCAAUCGACAGUCCCGUUGAACAAUACUGAUAUGGCACCAGCAUCGAUGACAUUUGAUUUAAGUCUGACCCGAAUUCGAGACGAGCAGCAGCACGAUUCUCACAUUUUAAAGAUUAAAGAACAGCUGAAGACCGCGACCCGAUCUUAUUCAAAUUUCAUCAUCGAAAAUGAUCUUCUAUACAAACUGGUAACACAACCGCAGGCAACGAUGCUAACAAAAUUGAUCUACAUUCCAUCCUCCAUGAGAGAAGAAGUCCUUCAGAGCUACCACGAUCACCCAACGGCGGCUCAUUUUGGCGUCAAUCGAACAUGGCGCAAAUUGAGGACGAAAUGUUAUUGGCCAAUGAUGAAAGAAACCAUCCAAAAUUACAUUCGAUCGUGUGAGAAGUGUGCAAAGUUCAAUCUCCGUCGAACAAAAUCUCAACCGAUCGACUAUAUAAAAAUUACAACCGAUCGACUAUCCCCAAGGAGCUUUGGAGCUCGUGGGCAUGGAUUUUUGGGGACCCACACCACAAUAUUCCACACACGGUAACAAAUACGUCUUGGUCAUCAUCGAUUAUUACACCAAGUACGUAGUCGCUCAUCCACUUCCAGACACCACGGCAGCUACAACAGCACAAUGUUUCGUCGAGCAAUUUGUACUUAAAUAUGGCGUGCCACGACGGCUGAUCACCGAUCAAGGCACUCACUUCAAUAACGACCUAAUGAACAAUACCA
Molecule: messenger RNA, 1580 nt
Organism: Didymodactylos carnosus
Lineage: Eukaryota; Metazoa; Rotifera; Eurotatoria; Philodinida; Philodinidae
Source: the annotation of a GenBank genome assembly